AUGGAGUACCUCACAAGACUGCUUCUCCAACUUGACAAUCUGCCCAGCUUCAAGUAUCAUUCUAAGUGUGAGAGGAUGAAGAUCACUAGCCUGACCUUUGCAGAUGAUUUGCUGCUAUUUGCGAGAGGAGAUCUGAAUUUUGUUGACCUGCUUUUGGCUAAGGUUUCUGUUUUCACUAAUUCCACAGGUCUGCACUUGAACCCUAAUAAGUGUUUCAUUUAUUUUGGUGGAGUGGAGCAUAGCAUUAGGGAUGCUAUUAGAGAACACUCUGGUUUUAUGGAAGGUGUGCUGCCUUUUAGGUAUCUAGGUCUCCCUUUAACUAGUAAAAAAUUGGCUGUCAAACACUACCUUGUGCCGAUUGAGAAAAUUGUCCAGAAAGUCACUCAUUGGAGUUCUAAGCUUCUUACCUAUGCGGGCAGAGUGAUGUUGAUUAAGAGUGUCCUGUUUGCAGUGGUUAAUUUCUGGAUGCAAGUUUUGCCUCUUCCUAAGGCAGACCUCCAUCGAAUUGACUCAAUUUGCCGUAGUUUUUUAUGGACAGGUGAUAAGGUUGCGUCUAGAAAAUCUCCCCUGGCCUGGAAGAAGGUUUGGAACUUGAAUAGAAAGACUGAUUCUCUCUGGAUUAAGUGGAUUCAUGAAUACUAUUUGAAGAAUGCUGAUAUUAUGCAGGUUCCUAUAAAAGAGAGCUACUCAUGGUUGUCUAAGAAACUGCUCCAUGCUAGGCAAUUAUAUCAAGAACUGGAUGCUUCUCAUGCUGGUAGAGGUAAUAAGAUUCAAUUGAAGAGCCUCUACAUAAAGUUGCUUGCCACGGAUGUGAAGCCUGUGUGGAAGCAUCUGAUGUUUGGGAAUUUUGCUCGACCUAGAUCUGUUUUCAUAUUUUGGUUAGCCUGUAAUGGGAGAUUGGCAACGAAAGAGAGGAUGAAGAGGUUUGGUUUGAUCCAGGAUGAUCGGUGUGUGUUCUGUUCGCAACAAGAAACCAUUGGUCACCUUUUCUUCUGUUGCAUUCGUUUUAGAAAUAUCUGGGAAAGAGUCCUGAAUUGGAUCAAUAUUACUCAUUCUCCUAUAGAUUGGGAUAGGGAACUCGUUUGGACUAUUAGAAAUUGCAAGGGCAGAAGUUGGAGAGCGACACUCUUGAAGAGUGCUAUUACUGAAAUUGUCUAUGCUUUAUGGAAAGUGAGGAAUGAGAUUGUGUUUGGUCUGAGAAAUCACAUAGGAGACAUUGAUAAAGAGAUUAUAGAUAUUCUAGUGUAUAGACUUUGGAAUGCUAAGAAAUAUAGGAAACACUUAGUUAUGCUUAUGUUAUAG
Vicia villosa (hairy vetch) is the source of this 1302-nucleotide messenger RNA. RefSeq lists its product as uncharacterized. NCBI's taxonomy places the organism in Eukaryota, Viridiplantae, Streptophyta, Magnoliopsida, Fabales, Fabaceae. Bases 1 to 1302 code for a protein of 433 amino acids. The transcript has 2 exons. The record is from RefSeq and is a predicted model, not a curated record.